AUGAACGCAAUGCUCGAUGACCUCACUCUGCAGCGUGGAUCGGUUGGAUACGUGGAGGGAGAGAAGCUCGUUGGAUCUGGCCUGCAGGUUGCUUAUCAGUGGGGCAAACUCCUGGACAUGUGGGAUGAGGUAUUAUCUCGCCCUCACAACGCUUCAUUUGUCAACCUUGGCCACGGCAGCAAUUCCAAAGUGGACAUACAGGAAGUUCUGGAGAGCACUUGUGAGGCAUUCUUUGACAACACCGCCACGUCCACCAAGAUGCAACUGCCAUAUGAGAUAGACUCAAACUCUGGGGAGGAUUUAAGGUCGUCAGAUUCGGGGGAGGAGGAUGACGAUGCAACUGAGAUGGACGAGGAGAACCGAGAAGAGGAGCCUGUGAAGGAGGUGGUGGCCGAGGCGACGGAAAAAGUAGAGGCACAGGCUGUUGAGAAUCUUGUAGAGGAGAAGCUGGAAAAGGUAGUCGGGACGCAGGAGUCGAUAUUGCAAGAUCAGGCACGCCCGGAUCGGGUUGUAGACCAGGCACGGAAUAAUGCAGUCUCCGAGGGCGGAGUGUCUGCUAGGGACCAAGGCGUAGGGAGCACGGUUGAGGAGGCAACGUUAGCGGGUGGGGGCGGUCGCGGUCCGAACCCAGCGGCCGAUCAUGCAGCUCGUACUGGUGCGGAGGGGGCCCAUGAGACGUGCAUCGGAGAUGCACCGCCAAAGCAACUGGAUGGAGGGGCGGUCACUGAUGAAGGGGGGAGUGCUCAUAAUGUGGCGACGGAGGACGAGAGAGGGGAGAGAGUCGAGGAAGUUGCACGCAUAGUGGUGGAGGGUAAUGUCGCUGCUAGGGCGGGUGCAGAGGCGGAGUCGAAUCGGGUGGGGGAGCAUGCACGCAAGUCAGCCGAACCGGAAGCUGUAGAGU
Closterium sp. Naga37s-1 is the source of this 901-nucleotide messenger RNA. NCBI's taxonomy places the organism in Eukaryota, Viridiplantae, Streptophyta, Zygnematophyceae, Desmidiales, Closteriaceae. The record is from the annotation of a GenBank genome assembly.